Molecule: messenger RNA, 3816 nt
Organism: Lagopus muta (rock ptarmigan)
Lineage: Eukaryota; Metazoa; Chordata; Aves; Galliformes; Phasianidae
Gene: ZFPM1
Product: zinc finger protein, FOG family member 1
Exons: 10
Coding region: 64-3300 (1078 amino acids)
Biological process (GO): megakaryocyte differentiation; heart development; negative regulation of transcription by RNA polymerase II
Cellular component (GO): nucleus
Molecular function (GO): RNA polymerase II-specific DNA-binding transcription factor binding
Source: RefSeq, a predicted model, not a curated record
GAGCCCGCCCGCCGCCACCCACCUGCCGCCCGCCCAGCCGCCAGGCUCGCCCCGAGCCGAGCGAUGUCCAGGAGGAAACAGAGCAACCCCCGGCAGAUCAAACGUUCCCUGGGAGCGAUGGAGGAAGGUGAGGAUGCUGCUGCAGGCGAGCAGAGCCCCAUGGAGAGGGAUGGGGCCACCUCGGAGCGUGAGGGCUCAGCGGAGCGCGACGCCUGCAGCCCCCCCAGCAGCGAAGAGGCGGAGUGCAAAGAUGUUCCUGAGAGCCCAAAGGAGACGGAGAAGUCAGAUCCUGGAGAAAACACGCAGGAGCUGAGCUCUUGGAAUGGGCCAGAUGAACUGGAGCUGGUGGUGCAGGAUGGGGAGCGUCGGGUGCGAGCCCGACAGAGCCUCCCUGAAGGCUUCUCCUGGGGACCCUUCCAGGGCAGCAUCCACAGUGAGCCAGCAUCACCAGGACACGGCGAGGCGCAGAGCCCACCCGUGACGCUGGUGCUGGGGGAUGAGAGCUGCUGGCUGUCCCGCCUGCCCUUGGUGCCUGGAGAGCCUGAUGCCAACGCUGUCAUCUACAGGAAGGAUGAUGCCGUGUGGUGCAGGACCACACGUGCCGUGCAGGAGGAUGAGCCAAUGUGCGCCUUCGUGGUGGCUGAGCCGGCUGCCAUCCCCAGGCAGGCUGUGAAGGCAGAGCCUGGAGACUCACCCUACCCGGCUGCACUGCACUCCGACAUCCAGCUGCUGCCCCAGCAGGCGGGCAUGGCUGCCAUCCUGGCUACUGCCGUGGUGAACAAGGACGUCUUCCCAUGCAAGGACUGCGGGAUCUGGUACCGGAGCGAGCGCAACCUGCAAGCCCAUCUGAUGUACUACUGUGCCAGUCGGCAGAGCGCGGGCUCACCUGCUGUGGAUGAGAAGCCCAAGGAGACGUACCCAAACGAGCGUGUCUGCCCCUUCCCCCAGUGCAAGAAGAGCUGCCCCAGUGCCAGCUCCUUGGAAAUCCACAUGCGGAGCCACAGCGGGGAGCGUCCAUUUGUCUGUCUGAUCUGCCUGUCUGCCUUCACCACCAAAGCCAACUGCGAACGUCACUUGAAGGUGCACACGGACACCCUCAACGGGGUCUGCCACAGCUGUGGCUUCAUCUCCACCACACGGGACAUCCUCUACAGCCACUUGGUCACCAACCACAUGAUCUGCCAGCCGGGCUCUAAGGGAGAGGUGUACUCACCAGGGCCAGCACUGCCAGCUGCCAAACCCCUCACCCCUGGGCUGAGCCAGCCGAACAAUGCACCCGUGCUGAAGUGCAGCCUGCCCACCUUCAUACCCGAGGGGCUGCCAGCCCUGCCACAGCACGUGGUGCUGCACGGCCCCCUACCCACCGUUCUGCCCGGCCCAGAUGCCACCCCACAGCCCGCAUCACCCUCGGACACCACCACAGGACCCACAUCCUGCGAGGCGCAGAAUGGCGAAGCCCCAAGAGAAGGUCAGUCCUCCUCCUCCGGUGAGCCCAUCCGCAUCAAGGAGGAGCCAGCUGACAGCCCGGCUGGGAGCGAGGCGGAGGAACCCAAAAGCGGGGAAGCCGCUGCUAGCCCCAGCUCAGAGCCAGAGCCCAGCUCCCGGACUUCAUCCCCCCGUAGCCUUCCCCCAGGGAAGGUGAAGUCGGAGCUGGCCAGCCCCACGCCGGGCUCCAGCCCUGUACCCAGCGAGCCGGGCUCAGGCACGGCGGGAGGCACCGUCUUCCUGCCGCAGUACCUGUUUGGCCACGAGGCUGCAACGGUGGUCCCGCAGGCAUCGGAGAUCCUAGCCAAGAUGUCAGAGCUGGUGCACAGCCGGCUGAAGCAGGGCCAUGGCACGGUGCCACCGGGACUGUUCACCGGAGCGCCGGUGCCGAAAGGUGCGACGUGCUUCGAGUGCGAGAUCACCUUCAACAACAUCAACAACUACUACGUGCACAAGCGGCUCUACUGCUCCAGCCGCCACCUGGCCGAGGACAGCCCUCCCGGUGCCCGAAAGCUCAAAGUGCCCCCCGCAACCCCCAAGGGUCCUCCCGUCCCUGGGACGCUGCUGUCUGCUCCGUCAGGUGAAGGGCACAGCGCUCCGUCGGGGGACGGGGAAGUGGGGCGCGCAGCCACACCGCCCGCCCCGCUGGAAGAAGGCAAAGCGGUGUCCCCAGGGACAGAGGUGGCAGCAUCAGGGCGGUGCAGCGAGGACAGCCAGAGCCCCGUCAGCUCGGAGGGGGACGAGGACCCCAGCAAGACGCUGUGUGAGGCGUGCAACAUCCGCUUCAGCCGCCACGAGACCUACGCCGUCCACAAGCGCUUCUACUGCGCCUCGCGCCACGACCCGCCGCUGCGCCGACCCGGCCUGCCCAAGGUGCCCUUCAUCCCGCAGCCCCUCCGCACCCGCAAGCGCCGCAAGCUCUACGAGAUCCACGGGGCUGAGCCGCCCCCACAGCCCGACCCCAAAGCCCCUGCGGCCGCCCCUUCGCCCAGCUCCAGCCCCGAUGCUGAGGGCCCCAUUGAUCUGAGCAAGAAGCCGCGGCGGCGCGGCGGAGAGCAGAACGCAGCCACGUUGCUGCCGUUGGCCGACUACCACGAGUGCACGGCGUGCCGCCUCAGCUUUAACAGCCUGGACAGCUAUCUGGCCCACAAGAAGUUCUCCUGCCCUGCCACCCCGCUGCAGCCCGGUGCCAUGGAGCACCUCCAGAAGAUCAAAGGGGCCGUGCCCAAGGGACACCGCGACGGCGAAGGGGACAAAACGGCCCCAACCGGCGCCGCCAAGGCUCUGCCACCCACCUACCCUGCAGUAUCCAUGGGGGAUUCGCGGUACCCUAAAGGUGCCAAAGGGCCGCUUUCUGUCUGCCCCUACUGCCCUCUUAACGGGGCCAUCAAGGGGGACCUCAUUGAGCACUUCCGCCACGUCCAUGGGCUCUUUGUGGCUGCGCAUGGCCUCCCUGACACCCCACGGCCCGGGGGGGGCAGGACGCCCGAGCCCCCCGCCGCCUCACCCCCACGCCCACCCGCCCCGCGCCUCCGCCGGGACAGCUUCAACGGCAAGGAGGCUCGCGAUGCCCCCCCCAACGGCAGCCCCCGGCCCCCCGUCUCCCCCCGGCCCCCCGCUGACAAGCCACCCACUCCACCCUCCUAUACAGACCGGGGGGUGCAGACCCCCCCGGCCAAGGCUGCCCCCAGCCCUGUGCCCAACGGCAACCACCGGUACUGUCGCCUGUGCAACAUCAAAUUCAGCAGCUUGUCCACUUUCAUCGCCCACAAGAAGUAUUAUUGCUCGUCCCACGCAGCCGAGCACGUCAAGUAAAGGGCCCCCCCCCAGCUCUGAUCGGCAGUUUGGGGUUGGGGGGGCUGUGAGGGAAUGGUGUGGCUGGGGGGGACACUGGGGGCCGACAUCCCGGUGAUGGAUGUGUAUUUAUAAAGCGAUGCGGCACCAUCCUCACUGCAGAUGUGGGGUUGGGUCUCGAUGAUGGACCCCGGGGGGGGGCUUCCGCAGCCCCUCCUCAUCUCCAGAGCACCACAUCUCUCUGCUCUGGGUGCUGACGUUCACCUCAAGUGGAAGGACCUCAGAGCACGGACCUGAAGCCGUGGUAUGGGGAGGGGGGCUGCCCCCCCAGCUCUGCAAAGCCCCCUCCAUCUGCCCUACUGCUCCUCCCUACAUGGUGCUGCAGGGAAACUAGGGCGGGGGGAGGGGGGGGCAGACACUACAGGGAAAGGGGGGCACAACCAGGCCCUGGAACAGGAGAGCACUGAAGUUGAGAAUGAAGCAACCCUGGGAACUGUGUGUAUAAGCGUGUACAGAAAAUAAAUAUGUCUAAUUACA